AUGUUGUUAUCAAGGGGGCUGAUAGCCUCGACACUCAUUCUGACCGCCAAAUCCCAGGGUGGUAUCAAUAUCAACGAUGCCGCACUACGGGUUGCGGAAGGAUUUGAAGCAUCCCUUAUCGGACAUGCUAUGACUACCUUGAACGGGGACGCCGGAGACGCGGACUCGGGACAGAUCUUGGACGCGACCGGGGCAAAUGGCGACGCCAACAACAAUCCCGUUACGCAGCCAACCAACGCCCAGCCAACCGUCGCUACAUACACCAAGUAUGGGACAUUAUUCCCUGUUACGCUCCUUCCUCAUCCUGUUAUCACGAUCCCGCCGAAAAGCGACGACCCAUACGAAAGAAUUAUCCAAGCAUACACAGGAGGCGCUGAUGCCACAACGAACCAAGAAAUCACAAUUGCCGAGCCGAGUGGGACGAAUCCCGGUACGAUUAUCGUGGAUGUUCCUGGUACAGCAUACUCCUCCUUCUCAUCAGGACAGCCCGGCGUAUUAACGAUUACGCCUUCCAACGAGAACCCGACAGCUACAAUUAUUUCAGCGAUACCUAGUGGUGUCGCCAUCACUGGUGAUGCUACAAAGACUAUUCCCGCGGCGGGGACUGCCCCAGCGACUGUUGUCAUUCAGACAUCAUGGAAUGAUGUACCAUUAAGCACAGUUGGGGUUGGUAGUAGCCCUGCAGUUGGUGCUGGCGCUGGUAAUAUCCCCGGAGGUGGUGUUAGCCCUGGAGGUGGCACUGAACCUGGAGGUGGCAGCAGUCCUGGUGGUAUUAGCCUUGGAGGUGGUACUGUCCCUGGAGGUGAUACUGUACCUGGAGCUGGUGAUGGCGCUGGAAAUAUCCCUGGAGGUGGUAUUAGCCCAGGAGGUAGUACUGUCCCUGGAGUUGGUAGCAGUCCCGGAGGUGGUAUUAGCCCUGGAGCUGGUACUGUACCUGGCGCCGGCAGCAGUCCCGGAGGUGGUAUUAGCCCUGGCGCUGACAGCAGUCCUGGCGCUGGCAGCAGUCCUGGAGGUGGUGUUAGUCCUGGAGCUGACGUUGGACCUGGAGCAGGCGCUGGAGCUGGAACAACUACCUCAAAUGUUCUGGUUAUUGAAACGCUUACCGGAACAACUUACAUCACUCAGCCACGGAUUACUACCAAGGCUGCUUAUGUAGGUGGUCCAAGCACCGUCUACAUUCAGGUCCCCCCAAGCAACACAAACCCCGACGGUGCCAUUACCAUUCGUCCGAGUAACGGUGGACGUUUCACUACAAUCAUUGCCCCAUACACAGGGACCUCGCCCAUCCAAACCCCCAUUACCUCCCUGAUCCCCACCUCGGCUGGCGGAGAUGGAUCGAUCAUUAUCCUGACUCCCACUGCCUCGAGCACGCGAAAGGGCGAAAACCAGGAGGAGGACAUGCCUGAUAACCAGCCCCAGGUCAUUCCACCCAGUGGCAACAAUCCCUACUAUACUGUCUUACGGCCCCACGCGGGGUCUGGUCAAAUAACUAAGCCUGUGACCUAUACAGUACCCCCAUCCGGUACCCUGCCCGGGACUGUCAUUAUCGAGACACCAAAUGUGCCCAAGGGACAGUAUGCUAUCACUCUUCCACCCGAUCCCAACAGUGGUUAUAUCACGAUUGUAAAGCAGCCCGAGAAUCCUAUAACCACUGCUAUGACCAGGACGAUCCGGCCCAGCGGCGGCCAGCCAGGGACUAUUAUUAUUGAGACUCCCGCCCCUCAGUCGGGAACCAACGACAUUACAAUCCCAGCUGGCUCGGGAGGAUCCAUGGUGACCAUCAUUCAGGGACCCACUGGUACUGAUGCUGUUACGGCUCCCACAACUAUCACCAUGACCGGUGGUCAGGGGCAACCAGGGACUGUCAUCAUCAAGACCCCGGUCCCAUCUGGAAGCGGUCAGACUACCCGGGCCCCCGACGGACCUUUCACAAUCCCCCCUGGGACUGGUAAUAAAUUUGUCACUGUUUUUCGACCUCACAGUGGUGGCCCCAUUUCGGCGCCUAUUACCCUUACUCAAAAGGGGGAAAAUGGUCAACCAGGAACAAUUAUCAUCGAGACACCGUCACCAGAGACAUAUCGUCCUGGCAAGGAACCGAUUACUCUUCCUGCGGGCAGUGGUAGUUCUUACAUAACCGUCUACAAGCCACACAAGGGUGACCCUAUCAAGAAACCUAUCACAAUCACCAUUCCUCCUAGUGGCACUCGGCCCGGUACCAUUGUGGUUGAAACUCCCACAGUUGAUACACCCAAGGGUCAAAAUGCGAUCACCACGACAGGGGAAGAUCGUCCACCCAUAACGAUUCCUCCGAAUGACAACAAUCCAUAUGUGACCAUCUACAGGCCUCAUAAGGGUGAUCCUAUUACCGUCCCUGUUACCAUUACGCAGUCGCCUUCAAAUGGAAGACCCGGUACUAUCAUCAUAGAGACACCUGCUGUUCCGGAGAGGACUGUGACCCAGUUCCGAACCGUGACUAACUGGGAGACCCGGCCAGGUACGACGGUGACCGUUCAACCUAGUGCCCCUGGCGCAUACACAACUAUCUACCGACCACAUGUUGGUGAGCCUAUUACUGAGCCUAUUACUGUCACAACUAUCAAUGGCAAGAAUGGGGAACCAGGAACCGUUAUUGUCGAGACUCAAGGCCCGAUUACCGUCACUCCAACAAUAAUUGGUGGAACGGUUACGAUCUAUCAGCCUUGCACAGAUGAUCAUGACACCACGAUUACAGAGACUGUUAUUAUCACAAACUCUGGUGGUAGCAAGUCCACAGCCGUCAUCAUUGAGACUCCCCCAGUGAAGAUUAGCACCUCUCCAGGGCCUCAGGCUACUGUGACUGGUGCCGACGGGUAUGUCACGGUUACACAGCAGUAUACUGGCACAGAUGUUAUUACAGCAGUUAUAACUACUUCAGUAGCUGGAUCUGGUACAAACCCAGGAACAGUGUUCAUCAUGACACCUCCUGCGACCAAGUUUGCCCCAGCAAUCACAACUACGGGUACGGACAAUUACGUUACAGUCUACAAGCCAUUCCCGGGACCAGGAAUCAUCAACUCGCCCAUCACCGUCACGCAGGCUCUGCCCACUGGUGGUAAAUUUGGAACCGUUAUCGUCCAAACACCUGUUGGACAAACCUUAGCUCCAAUCACAUCACCAAGGCCUAGCACGACACAAGGCACAGAUGGGUAUGUGACUGUCUUUGUGCCUUUUCCUGGUCCAGGCAUUAUUACUGCCUCUUAUACCAGGACACAGGCGCCUUCAGGUGGCAAUCCCGGAACGGUUUUCAUCACAACGCCUGCGUCCCCACCGGCGACUAGCAGUCAACCAAACCUGCCAGUUACCACUUCGGGCGUGGAUGGCUACGUCACAGUCUUUGUCCCAUAUCCUGGGCCAGGUGAGAUAAGUGCACCUAUUACUUAUACCCAGCCCCCCUCCGGCGGCCGUCCUGGUACUGUCUUUAUUACCACCCCAGUCGUUAAGGUUAGUGCAACUCAACAGCAGAGUAAGGCUACUAGUACUGUCUCAGGGACUGAUGGAUAUGUAACGGUCUAUCUGCCCUUCCCAGGACCAGGGGUCAUUACUGCUCCUGUCACUUAUACCCAGCCCCCAUCAGGCGGCCGUCCUGGUACUGUUUACAUUACAACACCUGCACCUAGCACUCAGAUACAGCAGAGUAUGCCAAGUACUGCACUGAAUGGUGACCAAUACGUGACAGUAUUCUUCCCAUUCCCAGGGCCUGGUGUCAUCACAGCACCUAUUACGAGGACACAAAUGGCGCCGUCUGGUGGCAAUCCAGGAACUGUGUUUAUCACAACUCCAUCUAGCCCUACUUCCACACUGACGCAGAGCUCUGCACCCGUGACAGAUAAUUACAUAACCAUUUAUACCCCCUUCCCAGGCCCUGGCGUUAUUACUUCUCCUGUUACUAUCACGAAACUGGCAACUGGCGGUCAACCUGGAACGGUUCUUAUUCAAACCCCUGCCCCGACGAUGUCAAACAGUAACCAGUAUGUAACGGUAUACAGACCAUAUCCUGGUCCUGGAACCAUUACAGCACCAGUUACUCUAACACAGGCACCUUCAAACGGCCAAGCGGGUACUGUUUUUAUUGAGACACAGCCGACCGACCUUCCAACCUCGGCGGGUCAGACAACUGCUGGUUCGAGCUCUCCUAUCGGCAUUCCCCCUGAUCCCACAGGAUCUUACGUGACAGUUUAUAUGCCGUGGCCAGGGCCAGGUGACAUCACAUCCGCAGUUACCUAUACUCAAGCUCCUGCUUCUGGAAAGCCUGGAACCAUUAUCAUCCAGACUCCGAACCCGGGAGCAAAUACUGCUACCAAGACAGGCCCAGUUACGAUUCCUACCGGUAACAAUAACCCGUACAUUACGGUUUAUAAGCCUUACCCCGGUCCUGGCAACAUUGAUCAGCCAAUCACCAUUACCGCUGUUACUCCUUCAGGUGAUCAACCUGGGACAGUCAUCAUCGAGACCCCUUCACCGGAUGUUAAUACAAAAUUUGCGCCAACGACAGCGGUCUCGAGCGAAGUCACCAUGCCUGCUGGAAGCAACAACUACGUAACUGUGUACAAGCCUCACACUGGCUCUGGAGUUACCGCCCCUGUUACGAUUACUCAGGCCUCUCCCACUGGUGGACAGCCCGGCACCGUGAUUGUAGAGACACCCGUUCCUCUCACUCAGCCAACAGAGCAAGCACCAACCACAGACAACCCUCCUGUCACUAUCCCCCAGGGCCAAGACGGAUACGUGACGAUUUAUCGACCCCACGAGGGUCCUGGCGUCAUUACUGCACCCGUUACCGUCAGCACCAUUGCAGCAACGAAUGGCCAGCCUGGAACAGUGGUCAUUGAGACCCCUGCGCCUGUAGUUACGACUUCAUCAGAAGAAAGCCAAUUCACGCCUUCUGCGGUUACCGUUUCUGCAGGCGAUGGAGGCUAUGUCACUGUAUAUAGGCCAUACCCAGGACCAGGCAUGAUCGAUGAGCCUCACACGGUCGGAACGGUCGCCCCUACCUCAGGUCGCCCAGGAACGAUUAUCAUCGAGACUCCAGUGCCCCUGGCCACCUCUCAACAAUCCAAUUCAGGAUCUGGCGCGAGUACAGUACAGGGUAAUGAUGGUUAUGUGACAGUUUCAGAACCAUAUACCGGUUUAGGACCUAUCACAGCCCCCAUUACCACCACGAUUCUGCCCUCCAGCGGCCAGCCUGGAACUGUAAUUGUUCAAACACCCAUGGACCAGGCACAAGCUACAAGUCAGUCCACCGACAAUGGCCCUGUGACGGUUCUUCCUGGUCCUCAAGGAUCUGACGUGACGAUAUACCAACCUAAUACAAGCCCCGGUCCCAUUAACGAACCAGUAACCGUUUCCACCAUCCCCGGUGCUAAUGGCCAGCCGGGUACUAUCGUUGUAGAGACGCCACCGGGUAAAACUGUUGGACCAGUUCUCGAUUUCACUACGGCAUCGGUUUCCGCUUCGAGUCUUGAGACUGGUGGUAAGGCUGUGAUCCCUCCUGUUACUCUGAACCCAGGGCCUGGCGAUCAGUAUACGACUAUCUACAGACCGUACACAGGAACUGGUAGCAUCAAUGUGCCUGUUACCGUCACCACUAUCUCACCAGCCGGUGGUCAGCCGGGGACAGUUAUUAUUGAAACGCCAGAACCAGCGAGUGCGGGACCUAAUCCAACUGUCACGCUUCCUCUAGGACCAAAUGAAUCCUACAUUACUGUCUUCCGUCCCCAUACGGGAGCCGACCUGGUUACUGCUCCUGUAACGGUCAUGACGAUUACACCUGCCAAUGGCCAACCCGGUACGGUUAUUAUCGAAACUCCCGUUAUGCUGGAGACUCCGUCCGUUUCUGGUGUUGUUGGCCCGACAGAAAGUAGUGCUUAUCAGCCUGCGGCUUCUUAUGUCACAAUCUUUCGUCCCCAUACUGGCACCGACCGCAUCACAAGCCCUAUUACUAUCACCACCGAGCAGCCCACUGGCAAUGAACCCGGUACGGUCAUUAUUGAAACUCCGGACCAAGACCUACCCCCUAUUACUACUUCAGCUGGACAAGGUGCUAGUGUGGUGACAGUUUAUCAGCCUGCUACAGGGGCAGAAAAGAUCACUGAAACACAGAUUCUAACAACAGUACAACCAACCAACGGCCAACCUGGUACAGUAAUUAUAGAGACUCCGGGUCAGCAAGCGCCUCCCGUGACCUCUUUCCCCAUUCCUGAUGCAUACGUGACGAUUACUAGGCCUUACACCGGCAGAGACCCGAUUAACCAAGCAGUUGUGACUACCAUCCCUCCAAGUGGCGACCAGCCGGGUACAGUCAUCUAUGAAACACCAGUUGAACAAGCCGCUUCUGUUCCAGGGAAUAUCUCCCCCUCGUACAUUACGGUUACGCAGCAAUAUACUGGGACAGACCAGAUCACUGAACCUAUUGUUACUACUAUCCCGGCUCAAGGAGACCAGCCUGGAACUGUUAUUGUCGAGACCCAGCCUCCUUUUGUGACUAUCUAUCGCCCACACACAGGAGCAGGCCAGAUUACGAGCCCAGUUACUGUUUCCACCGUCGCCCCUACAGGAGACCAACGUGGUACCAUCAUCAUCGAAACUCCAGGUGGGGAAAGUGCAGUCACAACCACGCCUAUUGAACCGUCAUACAUCACCACAACAGUUUUCUAUACCGGAACUGGUGUUAUCACGGCCCCUACAACUCUCACAACUGUCCCUCCUCAGGGUGACCAGCCGGGAACAGUUAUCAUAGGGGUACCGGGCGUUUACGUGACAACCACAACCUUGUACAUGGGAGCUGAUCCAAUCACUGGACCAACAGCUGUUACAACCGUCCCACCACAGGACAACCGACCUGGCACAGUAGUCAUUGCCAUACCUCCCUAUGUCACGACUACGGCUAGUUACACCGGCCUUGACCAGAUAACUGGUCCGGUUACUAUCACCGCUGUGGCCCCUACAGGCGAUCGCCCUGGAACGGUUGUGAUCCAGACCCAAGCACCUUUUGCAACAAUAUACCGCCCUCAUACAGGAGCUGACACCAUCACCACGCCAACGACUGUGUCUACAAUCCCACCCUCUGGCGGCCGUCCCGGUACAAUUGUAGUGGAGACCCCAGGCUCAGAGCCUCCCACCACAACUUCACCCGCUGCGCCCUCAUACACAACAAUUUUUGAGCCAUACACUGGCCCCGGCGUCCUGACGGAACCCUUGGCCAAGACCACUAUUGCGCCUCAAGGGGAUCAGCCUGGCACCGUGAUCUUCGAGACUCCCGGCCAGAAGGUCGCUUCCGACAGUGGUAUUGCUCAGACACCUGGACCCUCCUAUGUCACCGUUUAUGAGCCUGAAACAGGCACAGAUCCCAUCACAUCGCCUGUGACUGUAACAGCUGUCCCUCCACAAGGAGACAAGCCAGGUACUAUUGUCAUCAAGACACCCGGACAGCAAUCUGCUGUCACGCUUGUGCCAUCUGGUUCUUACACCACUAUCUAUGAAGUAUACACCGGCACUGGACAAUUCACCGGAGAGGUUACUCGAACAGUCAGUGCUCCACAGGGUAGCCAGCCUGGCAUUGUCAUCAUUGAAACCGAUGGCCAGCAAGGAACCAACGUGGGAAGCCCCCCUGUUACCCUGCCUGCUGGAAACAAUGGUUACGUGACGGUCUUUAGGCCUUAUACAGGUACUGAACAAAUCACAGUGCCAACUACUGUUACCGCAGCCGUUCCAUCUGGCGACCAGCCAGGCACUAUCAUCAUCGAAACUCCAGGGCCUGCCUCUCAGCCCGAAUCUCAAGUUGGAAGCCAGCCCAUCAACACAAAUAAUCCACCUGUUACAAUCUCUCAGGGCCAAGAUGGGUACAUGACAGUCUAUGAACCAUAUACCGGGUCAGACACAAUCGCUGCGCCUGUCACUGUUAGCACGGUUCCGCCAAGCAACGGCCAGCCAGGUACUGUGGUUAUACAGACGCCUGCAUCGAAACCUGUGUUAUCACCGGUUGAGACUCCAAGCGCAUCUGGCCCUACUGUCACAGUUCCUUCGAAUGGCCGUGGUUAUAUGACGAUUUAUAGGCCAUACACUGGACCUGGAACUAUCACGGCUCCUGUCACUGUCACCACGAUUGAGGGAGUUGGUGGACAACCAGGCACAGUAAUCAUCGAGACCUCAGCUACUCUAGAACCUAUUGCCCAGAGUAGUUUAAGACCUGAUGUUACUUCCGUGCAAGGUGAUGACGGCUACGUCACCGUCUUCGAACCAUACACCGGAACAGACGCCAUUGCAACGCCUGUCACUGCGACUACUAUUGCUCCUUCCAACGGCCAACCAGGAACGAUUAUCGUCCAGACACCAGGUAGUCAAACGCCGGCCUCGACUCAAGUCGGUGGUGAUGUGCCUGUGACUAUUCCAUCUGACUCUGACAGCGCCUACACGACGGUCUAUAGACCUUAUACCGGCACUGAUAGCAUUACGGCACCUUUGACAGUUACUACUAUCCAAGGAGUUAAUGGCCAGCCCGGAACUGUUAUCGUAGAGACAUCUGCUCCUACUCAGGAUACUGGUGUAUACAGCACCGCCUCCGCUAGCCCUGGCAGCAUGUACGAUACAGUUUAUCAGCCUCAUCCUGGACCUGACACGAUUACCGAAGCGACUACAGUCACAACCAUCCAGCCUCCCAAUGGUAAUCCCGGAACUGUUAUUAUUCAGACACCAACUGUUGAAACUGGCAGCAAGGAAAAUAUUCCCCCAGUUACUCUUACUCCUGGCCCAGGCGGCCAGUAUGUUACCAUCUACAGACCUCACACUGGAACCGAUGCCAUAACUGCUCCUGUAACUGUUACGACUCUACCCGGUCUAGGUGACCAGCCAGGUACCGUUGUUAUUGAAACCCCUGAGCCAGAAACCCCCGGGGCCAACCCUACAGUUACCUUACCCCCUGGACCGAAUGAGUCUUACGUGACGGUGUUCCGACCUCACACUGGAGCCGAGAUCAGUGCUCCUAUCACUGUUACAGAAAUUGCGCCUUCAAACGGCCAGCCAGGCACCGUCGUUAUCGAGACUCCUGUUCAGGUCACUCGAACAGAUGCGGAGACAAGCGUCGACUCGACGAAUACCAUUACUUCUCAAGACAGUGCUUAUGUUACAGUCUUCCGUCCAGGCUCUGGAACGGAAAAAAUCACGACUCCAGUUACUAUUACAACUAUCGCACCUCAAGGAACACAGCCCGGCACGGUUAUAGUCGAAACUCCGGAUCGAGAACUGCCGCCUAUCACAACCUCUGCUCCCGGUGCUACUUAUGUGACGGUUUACCAACCUGGCACAGGAACUGGCAGGAUCACUGAAGCAGUGCCUGAAACGACCAUCGAGCCGGCUAAUGGCCAACCUGGAACGGUAAUAAUUAACACUCCGGGUCAGAAAGCACCUCCUAGCACUCUAGACAAUGCCCCGGCUUCGUACGUCACCAUCACAAAGGCAUACACUGGAACUAGUCAGAUUACGGCACCUUUGAUGACAACCGUCCCGCCUCAGGGCGACGAACCAGGGACCGUUAUCGUUGAAACUCAGGUUCCAUUUGUUACUGUCUAUCGUCCGCAUACUGGAUCUGACCAGCUCAUGGGCCCAACAACUGUGUCUACGAUUCCCCCUACAGGAGACCAGCCGGGAACAGUUAUCAUCGAGACUCCUGGUAUUGCACCUCACGUCACUACGACACCCCCCAUGCCAUCAUACGUGACGGUCACGGAACUAUAUACUGGGUCAGACCUCUCCCCUGAGGCAACUACGGUCAUCACUAUCCCACCUGAGGGCGAUCAGCCCGGUACUGUCAUUGUGCAGACACAAGGUCGUUAUGUCACUUCUUCCACACUGUAUACUGGGGCCGGUUUGGUUUCAGGUCCAGUCCCUCUUACUACAAUCCCUCCUCGGGGUGAUCAGCCAGGUACUGUUAUUGUGGGGACACAGGGAUCGUAUGUCACGACCACGGUUGAGUACACCGGGGUCGACCAGAUUACUUCACCAAUCGUGGCUACGACGAUUCCUCCUUCAGUGGAUCAACCUGGCACUGUCAUUAUUCAGACACAGGCGCCUUUUGUGACAAUCUAUCAGCCGUAUAGCGGAUCUGGCUCGAUUACUGACCCUGUUACUGUAUCAAGUAUCCCUCCCAACGGUGGACAGCCUGGUACUAUCAUCAUUGCGACCCCUGGAUCUCAACCUCCUAUCACUACGACGCCUCCAGUUCCUUCCUACACUUCGGUUUACAUCGAAUACAGUGGCACAGGUGUCAUUACUGAAGCCGUUGUUGUCACAACUAUUCAGCCGGAAGGAGAUCAGCCCGGCACUAUCAUCUUUAACACCCCUGCCGCGUUGAUUACCUCAGCCAGUGCUAGCCAGGACUCAUACAUAACAGUCUAUCAACCUCAUACUGGUGAGGAAGGCAUCACCAAUCCAGUGACUGUUACUACAGUUCCCCCGCAAGGUGAUCAACCCGGUACCGUUAUCAUCGAAACACCUGGUUCAGAACCUGCAACCACGGCAACAGCUGUCCUUGAAGCGUCUUACGUGACUGUCUAUCAGCCUCAUACAGGUUAUGGUAGUGUUGAUAGUCCAGUCCCUAUCACUACAAUUUCCCCUCAAGGCGGUCAGCCUGGUACUGUAAUUGUUGAAACACCCGGCUCAGGGGCUCCCGUCACAUCAGCUCCUGAUGGCAUGGCCUCGUACGUAACAGUCUACCAGCCGCACACUGGAGCGGGUACCGUCACAGAGCCUAUCCUAGUUACUACAAUUCCCCCCCAAGGUACAGCACCAGGCACAGUUUACAUUGAAACUCCCGGCUCGGGGGCUCCGAUUACCCCAUCACCUAUCCCUCAAGAACGAUAUGUCACUGUCUUCCAACCACACGCUGGAGCGGGUAGCAUCACGGCCCCUGUUACAAUCACCACGAUCCAGCCUCAAGGCGAUCAGCCUGGUACUGUGAUUGUGGAGACACCUGGUUCUGAAUUACCGGCUACUUCGAGCCCAGCAAUGAUAAGCGAGUCAGCUUUUGUCACUGUGUUCAGGCCUUACUCUGGCACUGGUCAGAUAACUGCGCCAGUGACGAUAUCAACAAUACAGCCGCAGGGGCUUGAGCCGGGUACCGUUAUCAUUGAAACACCAGGAACAAAAGAAGCCGUAACUGUAGCACCUACUGUCUCGUAUACCACCAUUUACGAGCCUUUUGACGGAGCUACUGAUAUGACCGCAGAAAUUACUCGCACUCUGGCUCCAAUGCAAAGUGGCGAGGUCGGCACUGUUAUCAUCAAUACUCCUGCAGUACAAAGCACGAUCAAAGGCGCAAACCCUCCCCUGACUAUUCCUGCUGGAGCCGAUGACCUUGUAACUGUCUUCAGACCAUACACAGGAAGUCCUCCAAUCACAGCCCCCAUAACGGUUACCACGAUCUCGCCCUCAGGCAGCCAGCCAGGUACUGUCAUUGUUGAGACUCCGGUGAAAGAGGAUGUUCUCAGCACUGUUCCUAGCAGUCCCUCCGUGAAUGCUCCUGUUACUCUACCAGCCGGAAGUGACGACUAUGCCACGAUCUUCAGGCCUUAUACUGGUACCGAGGCGAUCACAGCACCUAUAACCGUCUCUACUAUCAGUGCUUCAGACGGUAAACCUGGCACAGUUAUCGUCGAAACUCCCGAGGCUAGCACUCAAGGCCCACUCACAACCAACCUGCCUGCAGAUGUUUACGUAACUAUUUACAGGCCAUACACAGGUGCUGAUCAGAUUACCGCUCCAAUUACUGUUACGACUAUGCUUGCGAUUUCUGGAACAGGUACUGUAAUCAUUGAAACACCCGUACCCCAGACUGCAAGUGUCAUUUACGCGACUAUCUAUCGGCCAUACACCGGCACAGCGCAUAUUACAGGACCUAUUACCGUUACGACUAUCGCCCCUAUGUCUGGGAGUGAAGGAACUGUUAUUAUUGAGACUCCUACUCCUGAAUCUACCACCGAUAGCCAGGUAUCCGACUCGCCUGCUAUUACGAUUCCUUCCAAUGAUGAGAACCGUAACGUGACGGUGAUCAAACCCUACCCUGGCCCUGGAUUCAUAUCAGCACCUAUUACCAGCUACAUCCCCCCUGCCACAUCAGGUCAGCCCGGGACUGUUGUCAUCGAGACUCCUGGAGAUUUGUCUAAAAUGGAAUCCCAGUCUCAAGACCAAACAAUGUCACCUCCCGCUGUUACGAUUCCUCCAAGUAACGGAAGCCCUAAUGUUACUGUUGUUCGCCAAUAUCCAGGCCCAGGCAUUAUUACUGGCCCCGUUACCUCAUACGAGCCACCAAAUACGCCUGGGCAACCUGGAACCGUCAUCAUUGAGACUCCCGCUCCAAUCAGCCAACCCUCAUCGGAUAUGGCUCAUGCUGGCACGAACACUACGAUCUAUACUUUGGCACCAUCGGGCGUGAAGACUCCAAUCACCAGCUAUGCUCCUCCACAAACAGAGGGUGGAGAAGGAACUGUCUUCAUCCAAACCAUAGCCUCUGAGACUCCCAUGGGCUCCAAAGAUGGAAGCAACGUGACCAUCUUUACUGAGGGACCAGCGUCUCUAACGGCUCCACAGACCAGAUACCAGCCUCCCGCAUCAGCUGAUGAGCCUGGCACAGUGUUUGUCGAGACACCCGCCGUAACAUCAGCAACACCCGGGUCAUCCACAGACCUUCCUUAUGUGACGGUGUACCAGCCACACACAGGAAUUGGUAGAAUCACUCAACCGGUUACGCUGACAACAAUUGCGCCUGUGGGUGGCGAGCCAGGUACCGUGAUUGUCGAAACGCCUGGUUCUGAACCCCCAAUUACAUCAACGCCUAUGUCGUAUGUGACAGUGUAUCGACCUCACACUGGUGAAAGUAGCAUCACUACACCCGUUACAGUUACUACAGUUGACGGCGCAGGCGAUCAGCCAGGUACCGUGAUUAUCGAAACCCCCGGCUCUAAGCCCCUAAUCACAUCAACGCCUAUGUCGUAUGUAAAAGUAUAUCGACCUCAUACCGGCGAAGGCAGCAUCGCUGGUCCCGUCACCGUUACUACAGUUGAUGGCACAGGCGAUCAGCCAGGUACUGUGAUUAUCGAAACCCCCGGCUCUAACCCCCCAGUUACGUCAGAGCCUAUGCCCAUGUCGUAUAUGACAGUAUAUCGACCUCACACCGGCGAAGGUACUAUUACUACUCCAGUUACCAUCACAACCAUCCCACCUCAGGGUGAUCAGCCUGGUACUGUAGUUAUCGAAACGCCCGGUUCAGCGGCUCCGGUUACAUCAGCUCCUACAUCCAUACCCUAUGUUACAAUCUAUCAGCCUUACACUGGUUCAGAGCCGAUCACUGCCCCAGUUACCAUUACAACCAUAGCACCUCAAGGUGACCAGCCUGGUACUGUUAUUAUAGGGACAGCUGGCUCAGGAGAGCCUGUUACUUCGACCCCUUCAGCAAUCAUGUCUUAUGUCACAUCCCUCCGCCCGUAUUCUGGUACGAAGACCAUUACAGACUCUGUGACCAUUACGACGAUUGCCCCCGAAGGAGAUCAACCGGGCACUAUCAUAGUAGAAACUCCAGCCACAGCGAUGACAUCCAGCAGCGAUGGUGGCAGUAGCCCUGUUACUCUACCACCUGGGGAUGACAACUACGUCACAGUUCUGCAACCUUACACAGGUACCGGCGUCAUCACAGCGCCUGUCACUAUUUCCACUAUUCCUGCAUCGGGAGGUCAGCCUGGAACCGUGUUUGUCGAGACUCCUGCUUCUUUCACUGGUGGUAUCAAGACGCCCAUCACCAGUUACGUUCCUCCUCAAAAAAGUGGUGAUCCGGGAACUGUUUUUAUUCAGACUGUUUCGUCUGGCUCGGAGACUCCAAAAACGAAUGUAACCAUAUUCACUCAAGGGGGUGCUUCUCUAACAGGCGCAACUACCAUAUAUCAGCCUCCUGCCUCGUCAGGCGACGCAGGAACCGUGAUAAUUGAAUACCCACCUGGAAGCAAUGUGACCAUCACGCGAGAUGGCGCCCCAGGUCUUUCUGCACCUAUCACUACCUACCUACCUCUAGCUUCGUCCGGCGAUCCUGGUACCUUUGUGGUUGAGACACCGGUAUCGAAGACUUCUGAGGUUUCUUCUGACGCUCCGGUGACCAUAUCCGCCCACCCUGGAAGCCCGAACGUUACCGUGGUUCGAAGUGGCACAGGGAAUGAAGUCAGCACAAUCUACGUGCCGCCAACUGGAACCGACGCAGGAACGGUAAUUAUUGAGACUCCCGCCAACUCGAAGGAUUUGAAUAGCGCUAUCGCUUCUUCUAUCCCAACGAAUAUGGACAUACCGGCCAUCACCAUCCCCCCUAGCUCCAACAGUCCCAACGUCACAGUCAUCAGGCCGUACACCGGCACGGGUUCAAUUACUGCGGCUAUUACUAGCUAUCUACCCCCCACAGUAUCUGGUGAGCCCGGUACAAUUAUCAUUGAAACUGCCGCUUCGGAGAGUCCGGGCCCCUUGUCCGACAACCCAGUGAUAACUCUGCCUCCUACAUCUCAGAGUCCCAACUCAACUGUUAUCAGACCAUACUCCGGUACAGGUUCCAUCACUGAGCCUAUCACCAGGUAUAUACCUCCUACAGCGUCUGGAGAGCCAGGAACAGUUAUCAUCGAGACUCCAGUCAUAGAUGUAACCAGCAAAAGCACUAUGGCUUCUAUCACGGCCGGGGAAACAUCGGAACCCAUUGGUAUCACUAUUCCCGCCAAUUCCGGUAGCCCCAACGUAACUAUAUUCCGGCCCUUUACCGGCACUGAAGCGAUUGAAACCCCUGUCACAAAGUAUCUUCCACCAUCCGAGUCAGGGGGUGCAGGUACAGUGCUAAUCGAGACACCAACUGCUGCCAUGUCCGGAACAUCUCCUGUCUCGGUAGACUCUGCGAGCGGACCGGCCUCGACACCGGCGGUUCUAACCACUGAUGCACGUUCUCAAACCGACUCCAUCACGACGCCAGGCUCGACAAGCUCAAAUCCUGACGCCAUCACAAUCACUCCUACUGAUAGCCAUAACGAUGUGACGAUUAUCGAGCCCAACACCAAGUUUCCAGAUGCUGUGGAGAAUGUCACACAAAUCAUUCCUCCUUCAAAUGGAAACCCGGGAACCCAAAUCAUCUACACGCCAAUUGACACAGCAGCCACCACAGAAGCAACCCCCGGUGCUUCCAAGACUGGCGAAUAUGUGACCAUCAGUGCGACAGUCACAAUUCCCGGUGAUCCGUCUACCCUUACCGGGGCGAAGUCAAACUUGGGAACUGACACUCUCACUACCGGCGCGGAGAUCAACACUAUCGUCAUCCCUCCCAGCGGAACGGAGCCAGGUACCAUCGUUGUGCAGACUAGCGUCUACUUGGACCAAACACUAGCUGAGCAUGGCAAUGUUACUAUAACAAGACCCGCGUCCAGUGGCGUCACCAAAGCUAUGACAACCUACGCCCCACCAGCGGUGUCAACUGAUCCAGGCACCUUCAUUGUUGAGAUACCAGACUACAACGUGACUAUCACCAGAGCUGGCGGCACUUCAGUCACGGUCCCUUUCACUACCUAUGCACCUCCUUCAUCCGAAGGGGAUCCAGGAACCGUGAUUAUCGAAACACCAAUUGGGUCUCUUGAUACAUCGGAGGUUCCAGCGGGUGAAACGAAUGUGACCGUUUACACUGUUGGUCCCGUCGCAGCACCCGUCACCAAAUACAUACCUCCUACUUCUUCGGGCCAGGCAGGCACAGUCAUGAUCCAGACGCCAGGCGACUCUACCGACUCCAAAGAAGGUCCUGGUAAUGUUACCGUUUACACAGAGGUCUCUGGAACUGUCGCCAGGACAACGUUUGUCCCUGCUUCUAUUACCGGAGAACCAGGAACAGUUCUGAUUCAGACUCCGGGUAACACAGGAACACUGCGCAAUGUUACGGUCUACAGUGGUAUCUCUGGUACCGCUUCUUCCACAGCCUAUUUUCCACCUGCUUCUUCCGAUCAAGCAGGCACUGUCGUUGUUGGAACCCCCACUGCCGUGGAAGAUACAACAUUCUUCAGCCUGUACAACAUCACAGUUACGUCAGCCGCCUCCACUCCCGUUACGUCCCAGUACACCACGUAUCUGCCACCUGCGUCUGCUGGUAGCCCUGGCACGAUUAUUGUCUACACCCCCAACUACAACGUGACUAUGACGAAGGAGGCCCCUGUAUCGGUGACAAGCCUUCGGUCUUCAUACUUACCCCCUGGAGCAUCGGGUGAUCCAGGUACAAUUAUCUUGGAGACACCCAAUAAUGACUACAACAUCACCGUUACUAGGGCUGGUCCUGAAUCUAUCACUCAAGCCAUCACAACAUACAUGCCUCCUGGUUCAUCUGGGGACCCAGGCACAAUUCUUAUCGAAACACCUGCUAUCAACGUAACUUUGACCCGAACAGCAUCGAUAUCUCUUACAGGCACCCGUACGUUAUACGAGCCUCCGGCUUCCAGUGGAGAUCAUGGUACUGUUGUUGUCGAGGUCCCUGGGGUUGGCGCUACUUCCUCCGUUGGCCUGCCCAUUUCCAACGUUACUUUGACUCGAACAGCAUCGGUGUCGAUUACAGGCAUUCGUACACUAUACGAGCCUCCGGCUUCUAGUGGAGAUCCGGGUACUGUCGUUAUCGAGGUCCCCGAGGUUGGAGCUUCUUCCUCCGUCAACUUGCCCAUUUCUAACACUACUGUCACCCAGGGAGCAACAGUAACAGCUCCCCUCACCAGAUACUUAAGCCCAGCUUCACCCGGAGAUCCUGGUACAGUUAUAGUUGAGACUCCCGAUUAUAACGUUACGAUAACGACGGAGGCCCCAAAGACUGUCACGACCUUGAGAUCAUCCUAUGCACCUCCUGCGAGCCCGGGAGAUCCCGGUACUGUCAUUAUAGAGACUCCUAUUGGUCCUUACAAUAUAACCACUACUAAAGGAGCUAGCAUAACAGCACCACUGACAACCUAUUAUCCCCCAGGCUCUGCAGGCGAUCCAGGCACGAUCCUUAUUGAGACUCCGGAUUACAACGUCACUACUACUCGUCAGGCCCCUGCUUCUGUUACCAGACUUCAAACCACAUACGUACCUCCAGCUACACCUGGUGAUCCUGGCACUGUCAUCGUUGAGACGCCGAACAACGAAUAUAAUAUCACUGUCACAAAGGCUGCGCCUGCAUCAGUCACCAGAAUCCUGACAACAUAUGCUCCUCCAGGCACACCCGGUGACCCGGGUACCGUCAUUGUGGAGACCCCGGAUUACAACGUCACCACAACGAGGGGUGCAUCAAUCACCGCACCUUUCACAACGUACUCCCCACCGGCUACGCCUGGUGAUCCCGGGACAGUCAUCGUGGAGACUCCUGACUACAAUGUUACAAUUACAACAGACGCUCCCAGAACAGUCACGACAUUGCGUUCAUCGUACAUCCCACCUCAGAGCCCCGGUAGCCCUGGCACUGUUAUUAUCGAAACACCCCUUGGCCCUUACAAUAUCACUACAACCCAAGGUGCUUCUGGGAUCAAUGCACCAGUCACGACUUACCUACCUCCAGGUUCACCUGGUGAUCCCGGGACUAUCCUAAUUGAGACGCCUGAGUAUAACGUCACAGUUACCAGCGCCGCCACUGUUCCAAUUACAGGUACUAUUACAAGUUAUAACCCCCCAGCCUCCGCAGGGGAUCCCGGCACUAUCCAGAUUAUCGUGCCCGGCCAGAAGCUCAUGUCUACAUCACAAAGUGUAUCGGAUGGACAACCUGGCCAAAAUGUUACAAUCACCAGACCUGGCGCAGGAACACUUACCGGACCGGUGACUUCAUACAUACCCCCUGCAAGUAGUGGCGGGAAUGGUACUCUCAUCGUCGAGACACCCGGCGCAGCCACCGCCUACAAUGUCACCAGUACCAAGACCAUCAGCACCAUCACGGCAAUCUAUACAACCUAUCUUCCAGCAGGCGCUUCAAGUGAUCCCGGAACUAUACUUGUGGAGGUUCCACCUCCUCAAACUAAUGUAACGAUCACCAAGCAGGACGCUACUAUUACCGCACCAUACACAACAUACUCGCCACCUGACACUCCAGGCGACGCAGGUACGGUUAUUGUUGGUAUGCCUGCCGAGAGGAACGUAUCGAUUACUUCCGUUGUCAGCACUCGAACUGCCCCUCAUACCGUGUAUUCACCACCUGCCAACGCAGGGGAUCCUGGUACUGUUAUUGUCGAACUUCCUCCCAAUUCCAAUGUCACUAUCACAACCGAGAUUGACAGUCAAAGUUCGCCUUAUACCAGAUAUUCGGCGCCAGCGCAGGAGGGUGACCCCGGGACGGUGAUCAUUGGUGUACCUGCAUUGCCUAAUGUAACAGUCACCGAGGUAGUCAGCACCAUCACAUCACCACGGACGACCUAUGUCUCCCCUACGAAACAGGGAGACCCCGGCACAGUCAUUGUGGGAUUACCUCCCAGCGGAAAUGUUACAGUGACAACUAAAGUCGCGAGCCUGACUACCCCUUACACAAGUUACGUAGCUCCUGCGAACAAGGGUGAUUUUGGCACCGUGAUCGUGGGGAAACCCUUCGACCACAAUGUCACCAUUACGACUGAAAUACCGACUUUGACCGCUGUCCGCACAACCUAUGCUCCACCGGGAAGUCCAGGCGACCCAGGUACUGUUAUUGUUCAGCUACCUUCGGACAGAAAUGUCACUAUCACAACUGAAGUACCGACUCUUACUGCGAUCCGUACAACGUAUGCUCCACCAGGAAGUCAAGGUGACCCAGGUACUGUUAUUGUUCAGCUACCUCCGGACAGAAAUGUUACUGUUACAACAGAAGUACCGACUUUGGCUGCUCCUCGUACGACCUACUCUGCCCCAGGUAAAGCAGGUGACCCUGGCACGGUUAUCGUUGAAUACCCCGUUGACCACAACGUCACUGUUACCACAACGAUCGCUAGUCUGACAGCAGCUUACACAACGUAUGCUCCACCAGGGAGCAAAGGCGAUCCCGGCACAAUUCUAAUCGAAUUACCGCCCGACCGAAACGUGACAACCACAACGAUGGUUCCUACGUUGACCAAGGCUUAUACCACGUAUUCGCCUCCAGGUCGCGGCGGUGAUCCCGGAACCGUGGUUGUGCUACUUCCACCAGAGAGGAACGUCACUAUCACGACACAAGCUGCUACUAUCUCGACACCCUAUACGACCUAUGCACCCCCUGCCAACGUUGAGGAUCCUGGCACUAUCAUUGUUGGACUACCUCCUGACAGGAACGUUACGGUGACUCAAAUUAUCAGCACGAUAACUCGCAUUACCACAACCUAUGCAUCGCCAAGCAAGCUGGGUGACCCUGGCACUGUCAUCAUAGAGGAGCCACCGGAGACUAACACCACCAUUGUCGACGUUGUGUCUACACUUACGCGCCCCGCUACUAGGUAUGUGCCCCCUGGUACCCAGGGAGACCCAGGCACAGUGUAUAUCGAUGUACCGCCGAAUCACAAUGUCACAAUGACUACAACGGUUGGCACAAUCAGCCGAGUAACUACAACCUAUAUACCUCCUGCUAGUCAAGGGGACGCAGGCACAGUCCUUAUACAGUUGCCUCCUGAGUACAAUGUCACAACGACCGACACAAUUCAGACAAUUAGCAGGCCAGCAACUCGUUACUCUGCUCCAGCUGUAACUGGUGACCCAGGGACCGUGUAUAUCGACUUGCCGCCUGAGUAUAACGUCACAGCUACUACUACGAUCUACACCAUCACAAGGCAGAGCACUACGUUCAUUCCGGGAGCUGAACAGGGCGAUCCUGGCACUAUCCUUGUUGAGAUGCCACCUGAGUAUAAUACAACGGUAACACAAACAGUCUCAACCAUCACGAGACCCACCACAGAAUAUUCUAGCCCUGGAACAAUUGGGGACCCCGGUACAGUUUACAUCAACGUGCCACCAGCCUACAAUGUAACCAUCACAACAACGGUGCCGACUAUCUCGAGGCAGUCUACUACCUUCGCCCCAGCUGCUACAGUGGGUGACCCUGGUACCGUUAUUAUUGAAAUGCCUCCUGCAUACAAUGUAACGACAACACGAACGGUCUCGACAAUUACAAGGCCCACCACUGUCUACUCUGGCCCAGGUACAAUGGGGGAUCCUGGAACCAUUUAUGUCAAUCUUCCCCCUGACUACAAUGUUACAGUCACUACAACUGUCCCAACAAUUACAAGGAUCUCAACCACAUUUGCUCCAGCUGGUACACAGGGAGACCCCGGCACUGUAAUCAUUGAGCUUCCUCCAGAUUCCAACGUUACAAUUACUCAGACCAUCUCGACGAUUACGAAGCCCACUACCCUAUACUCAAAGCCAGGCUCCAUCGGGGACCCCGGAACCAUAUAUGUGGAUCUGCCGCCAGCUUAUAAUGUGACGGUCACUACGACCAUUCCAACAAUCACACGAGCAUCUACCACAUUUGCCUCGGCCAAUGCAGAAGGAGACCCUGGUACUGUUAUAGUUCAACUACCGCCAGACUCCAAUGUCACAGUAACAUCAACUGUUCCAACGAUAAGUCGGCCCGCUACACGAUUUGCGAACCCCGCAUCCCCAGGCGACCCUGGAACAGUCUAUGUGGACCUUCCACCGGAGUAUAACGUGACUGUAACCGAAACGGUCACCUCCAUUAGCAGGUUAACGACCACAUACCUGACAGCCGGUUCCCAAGGCGAUCCGAAUACGGUCUUGGUGGAAGUCCCUCCAGCCUACAAUGUGACGUCGACUCAAACCAUUAGUACGAUCAGUCGGGCCAGAACAACUUAUAACCCUGGCGCAACGCAAGGUGACCCAGGUACUGUCCUUGUCCAGCUUCCGGUCGACUACAAUGUCACGAUUACGACAACAAUUCCGACGCUCACUAAGGCAUCAACAACAUUUGCUCCAGCAGGAACACAGGGCGACCCGGGCACCGUUAUUGUCGAACUACCUCCUAACUCUAACGUCACGAUAUCAGCAACUGUAUCUACCAUUACAGCACCUGUUACCCGGUUUUCAAGCCCGGGAGCACAAGGUGACCCUGGCACCGUCUAUGUCGAUCUCCCGCCAGCAUACAACGUCACAAGAACUACAACCCUGAGUGAUAUCACCAAGGCAGCAACUACGUACCAGCCAGGGGCAACUGAAGGCGCACCUGGCACGGUCCUUGUCAAGGUCCCGUUGCCUUAUAAUGUCACUACAACUACUACAGUGGCGACUAUCACUCGUGUCAUGACAAGAUAUGAUCCUGGUGCAAGCCUAGGCGACCCUGGCACUGUCGUGAUCCAGCUACCGCCCGAUUAUACUGUGACAACGACACAGACAGUUACCGGAAUUACUCGACCAACAACACUCUACAGCUCUGCUGGUGUUCAGGGAGACGCCAAUACGGUUAUCGUCCAAGUCCCAGUUCCUUAUAACGUCACUACUACCCAAACCGUGGCCACCAUCAGCAGGGUUCAGACUACUUAUAACCCCGGUGCUACACAGGGUGACCCCGGAACUGUUGUAGUCCAGCUACCACCCGACUACACUGUAACAACGACACAGACAGUUACCGGAAUUACUCGACCAACAACACUCUACAGCUCUGCCGGCGUACAGGGAGACGCCAAUACGGUUAUCGUCCAAGUCCCAGUUCCUUACAACGUUACUACUACGCAAACCUUAAGUACCAUCAGCAGGAUUCAGACUACCUACAAUCCUGGGGCCACACAAGGUGAUCCUGGAACUGUCAUUAUCCAGCUUCCGCUUCCGUAUAAUGUGACAAGUACACAAACGGUCAGUACUAUCACUCAUGCAACUACCGUGUACAACCCUGCUGGCAGCCAGGGCGAUCCUGGCACAGUUUUGGUCCAGUUCCCAGUUCCAUACAACGUAACAACAACUACUACCGUCAGUACCAUCAGCCAAGCCAUGACAACAUACAUGCCCGCUGGGAACCAAGGUGAUCCUGGCACGGUUUUGGUUCAACUCCCGAUUCCGUAUAACAAGACAAGCACCCAGACCGUCGCCACCAUCAGCCAGAUCGCGACCACCUAUUUACCUCCUGCCAAUCAGGGCGAUCCCGGGACUGUUAUCAUUCAGGUCCCGCCUCCAGUCACAUCUGUUCCCGCGAUCAGCAGCUCCGUUCCUGUGGCGGCGAUAUCUACAUCAAGCACGACGUCGCCCUACCCGCAAGCUACCUUUGGACCAACUUUCAGCUGUGACGGAUACGGAUAUACCAUUUCAACGCUUCUGGGUAAUACUCUUACAAAGGUCAACCUUAACACUGGCCAACGUACGACAAUCAAGAGUGGAAUUGGCCCCGGCGGAACUCUGCUGAACGUUGGUGGCAUUGCGGGCGCGAUCAACGGUAUCGGAUUCAACCAGCUCGAUGGCUACAUAUACGGAGUAGUCAACCAAGGUCUCGUCUCAGGAAUUUUAUGCGGUCUUACCGGAUGUCCUUCCUCCCAAUUAAUUCGCAUCGCCUCGAAUGGUGCCUACCAAACCCUACCGGCUACUAUCCCCUCGAACACCAUCACCAUGGGUGAUGUCGAUGAGCAGGGCCGACUUUGGGUCUCGGAAAGUGGAAGGAAAUGGUGGUCUCUUGAUGUCAAGCCUGGCUCGUCUACCUUUGGCAAGAUACUCAACAGUGGCACUUCAGCUGUUGACAUUAUUUCUGGGGUCGGCGACUGGGCCUAUGUUCCUGGCGGAGGUGAUUACCUUUACGCCAUACAAACAUCACUUAUCGAAUCAGGCCUGCUCCGUACAAACAUCGUUCGUUGGUCACGGUCAACAUUCACUUGGUCAAUCUAUCAGAAGUAUACCAACUUUGUGCUUACAAGCCUUAAUCUGGAGUGGGGUGCUGUUAUGGCAGGACCUGGUGGUACCCUCUAUGGUCAAGAAAACCUUCUUGGCCAGACUUGGAGAUUCAACAUCAACAGUACAGCCAAUCCGACCCAGAUACCCGGUGGUGCGAUCCUCAAUUUACAAGGAGAUGGCGCCAGAUGUUCUACUGCCAAGGUUCCUCUCCCACCCUUUACUUGCGACGGAAACGCCCAAGUGGUGUCAAGCCUACUUGGUAAUACUCUCACAACCGUCAAUAGCACUACCGGUGCUCGCUCAACCAUUUCGUCUUCCAUCAGUGCUGGCGGUAGUAUCAACGGCAUCGGGUACAACAAAUUCGAUAAUUAUCUUUAUGGUGUUGUCAAUCAAGAUCUGAUCUCAGGAGUCGUCAACACAGUUCUUGGUGGUGUCCAGUCCCAGCUCAUCCGUAUCGGCUCCGAUGGUAGCUAUGAGACUCUAGAUACUACUAUCCCUUCCAACACGAUCACCAUGGGCGAUGUUGACGAACAAGGCCGGCUUUGGGUAUCUGAGAGCGGUAAGAGGUGGUGGUGUAUCGACGUGAACCCUACCUCCUCGACUGUCAACCAGGUUAUCGGCAGCGGAACAUCCGCUGUCGACAUCAUCUCGGGCGUGGGUGAUUGGGUAUACAUCGCUGGUGCUGGAGACUAUCUCUGGGCUGUACAGGCCUCAAUCAUCCAAUCCGGUCUACUACGCACCAACGUUGUCCGCUGGUCACGUACAACUCAUACUUGGGAAAUCUUCCAGUCGUACCCCAACUUUGUCCUUACUAUUCUCAACUUGAAUUGGGGCGCCGCCUGGUCAGGACCUGGUGGGACUUUGUAUGCACAAGAGAAUGUUCUUGGCCAGACAUGGAAGUUCGCAUUAGGAAGCUCUACCAACCCUACGGCUAUACCGGGCGGCGCUAUCCUUAAACUGUCAGGGGAUGGAUCUAGGUGCAUAGGAUUGGAUCCCACCACUUCACUGAACCUGUCUCCACCUGCAACCACGAGCUCAGCGGUUGCUUCAAGUACGAGCGCGGCGCCUUCUGGUCCACCUACACUGAAUUGUGACCCCAACGGCUACCUCACACAAAAGACUUCCUUCUACCGUGUCGAUAUUACUACCGGAAAAACAACGCUUAUUGCCAGCCCCAUUGGGCCUGGUGGCAAUCUCAAUGCUAUCGGAUACAAUUCGCUAGACAAUUUUAUCUACGGCAUGGUUCAGGACAGUACGGGCUCACAGGUUAUCCGCAUCGGUGGCGACGGCAGCUAUACACUUCUAUCCACUCGCACGUCAGAUCCCAAUGUUCAAAUGGGUGACAUAGACAACAUGGGCCGUUACUGGAUUUCCAAUCAAGGAAAGGCUUGGUGGUGUAUUGACCUUAAGCCCGGCUCGUCUACCUACGGCAAGAUUCUCAUGAGUGGCACUGCUGUGACCACCGGGGGUCUAGCUGACUGGGCGUUUGUUCCUGGCGGUGGCGACUUUAUGUAUGGAAUCAUGUACGAUUCAGCCGGACUUACAGCUACCCUAUCCCGCUUUAGUCGUACCGCCUACACAUGGUCGUCCGUCAGGGCAUACGGCAUGGUUACCGGCUCCAACCUAUUCGGUGCCGUAUAUGCCUCGGCAGAUGGCAACCUCUAUGGCUCGGAGAACUCCAACGGAAACAUCUACAAGUUCCCCAUCGCCCCAACCGUAGGGGCUCCUGUCUUUGUAGCAACAGGCCCCUCGUCAACUUGGAACGAUGGAGCUCGAUGCGUCAACAGCAACAACCUUUCGUCUGCCCUUAGCCUUUUCUCUAUCUUUAACAUCUCAGCUUCUCGAUACUCCAGAAUGUCAGCAGAUUCAAAACGCAUUAUCUCUUUGUCGUCUCUUCCCUCAGGCCCAAAUGCGAGCUUUCGCAAGUCCUCAUUCUUCUUUCGAAAUAACGGACAACCUCUCCCGACUCUGUCAGAGGUGCGGGCAGAAAGUUCUCGCCAACACUCGGAGGGUGACCAUAAGAAGGACAACCCCUCCCCUGUCAUCUUCGAGUGUUUGGGACUUCUAGCCAAGUAUGGGAAAGAAAGAGUCCAAGUUGCUGAAGGCCAGUGCCUAUGGGCGCUGAACCAUUUCCUCCCAGAAGUUCCAGUCCCUGAUAUAUAUGGGUGGACGACUGAGGAUGGCUACGUCCUUCUCUAUAUGGAGUUGGUCAAGGGUGUUACCGUCGAGAAACGAUGGCCAUCUAUGACGGAUGAUGAAAAGACUGGCUUCUGGAAGGCCCUUCGAGCUGUGUUCGAUAAUCUACGAAAGCUAUCUCAAGACCCAAACGACCAUUUCAUUGGGCAAAUCAAUAAAGGUCCUCUCUAUGAUGAAGCCAUCGACAACUCGAAAAAUCCUCGACCUGGCCCUUUCGCCUCUGUCAAAGACUUCCACGACUGGUGGUCCAUUACAGUUCGAACAGGUGCAGAGAUCCAUUGGCCAGGAAUGAAGCCUGAAGAACUCCCCGAUCCUUACCGUGCGAUGGUUCCUGACGAUGCGGCCAUUGUUUUCACCCACGCCGAACUUCAUUGCAGUAAUAUCCUCGUUGACCCGGAGAAUCCUUCAACGAUCGUGUCAAUCGUCAAUUGGCAUUAUAGUGGGUGGUGGCCUGACUAUUGGGAGUUCUGUAAGACUCAGUACGUUUACCAGCCUGGGCCUGAUUGGAGUCGGUACAUGAUUGAGUUUCUGGAACAACCUGAUGAGGUUACACAGGAAGGGUUCUUCAGUUAUCAUAGAGCGAUGGCAGAAUUUCAUAAAACAGCGCACCCCGUCUGCCAUCUGUUCAAAUUCCUUGGCAACUCAUCAAACAUGACGUUGAAGGUCGGUAUCAUCGGUGCUGGGAUAGGUGGUUUGAGCACCGCCGUCGCGCUUCGUCGGGCGGGAGCUGAGGUUGAGAUCUUUGAACGAAGCAACUUUCAGAAUGAAAUUGGCGCAGCUAUAACGAUUACACCGAACGGAAUGCGUGUUCUUCAGUCACUCGACUUUGACGCGAAGAAAGCCAAGGGAGUAGAUAGUAAACAGAUGCGCAUGGUAGACCCUCACUCUCUUAAACCCCAAAUCGUUGAAGAUUUCAGUGGGAUUCAAGAUGAUUACGGUGCACCGUUCAUGUUCUAUCAUAGGAUCGAUUUGCAUUCGGCGUUAAAGAAUAUGGCUAUUGGCGAUGAGGGUGAAGGGCCACCCGUGAAGAUUCGGAAUGGGGUUAAGGUGAAGAGUGUUGAUUGUGGGGCGGGCAGCAUCAGGAUUGAAAGUGGCGAGGUUUUUAAAAAGGAUCUUAUCGUCAUUGCUGAUGGAGUUCACACCCAACUCAUCAACGAAAUUGCCCAAGACGCCGGACCUCUCGAAGACACCCUCUCCUCAUUCUACCGGUGUCUAAUUCCCAUGUCAUCCGUCAUGCAGAAUCCCACACUAGCCCCAAUCUUCGAAGAGGCACCAGGCUUCUGGGUCCCGUUCGACCUCUCUUGUGGCACAUUUGUAGUAACAUACCCAUGCCGAGAUGGAACCAUGCUCAACGUCGCACUUCGACACCCGACUAAACCAGAGAAUGAAAAUGCGCAUGAGUGGAAUAAUGACACUGAUGUUGAGGACAUUGCUGCUAUGGUCGAACGGUACAAUCCUGUUCUACCUGAGAUGUUUAGGUUGGCGGAGAGUGUGAGUGUGCAUAAGGUCUUUAGACGGGAUCCUUUGGAGACGUAUACGAGGGGACGGGGAGUCAUUAUUGGGGAUGCUGCACAUCCUAUUCAACCUACUCAUGCUCAAGGCGCGGUCUUGGCGAUUGAAGAAGCGGCAGCCCUCGGAGCACUCUUCAGAAACACCACCAACCCCGCCGACGUCGCCGAGCGUCUGGGGCUGUAUGAUAAGAUUCUCAAACGUCGGAUCCACGCCACCCAACUCUUAUCAGACGCCCAACCUGGACUAGCCAGUAUCUUGCGACAACGCGCAGAAGACAUUUAUGGUGAUGGAAUAUUUCCUGCUUCAGCGAUGAAUUUUACAAAGCCUGUUCGAGAUUUCUUUUAUGGAUGGAAUGUAAUUGAGGAGGUAGAGAAGGUAAUGUCCAGGAGCUAG
Molecule: messenger RNA, 26964 nt
Organism: Fusarium coffeatum
Lineage: Eukaryota; Fungi; Ascomycota; Sordariomycetes; Hypocreales; Nectriaceae
Exons: 9
Coding region: 1-26964 (8987 amino acids)
Molecular function (GO): monooxygenase activity; FAD binding
Source: RefSeq, a predicted model, not a curated record